CAGUUUGCAGGUGGCAGAUUCAUUCAGCAACUAAAAGGCUUUCUCUUUCUCCCAAAGAUCUCCAACUGUUGACCCGACUGUCAGAUACUAACUGCUUCAACUUUUCACACAUGAACAAAAUUUGGUUUUGUUUUCUUCAACUCAUUCAUUCAUUUUUAUCACAAACUUUUUAACUUUUACUCUUUCCUUAUAUAGUAUCUUUCCUUACAAUUUCACUCCAAAGGCUUUCCAAUUGUGGCCACCCCAACCAACUACACCACCCGUAAAACAUGGCCACCACCACUACCACAGCCAGCUAGGCCACUGCUACCACCACCACCCCAUGAUCAUCAUCAUCAUCAUCAUCAUCACCACCCCAGGAACAUGUUAGGCCUGCAUAACAUCUUCCUUAUAGCUCCACCACCAUCACAGCAAAAUCAACAACAACCAACCCCACCACCACCACCACAAGCCUUUAACCAAGACUGCAACUUGAGUGACACAAAUUUUUGGACUUUAAGGAAGAGCACCACCCAAGAAUCACCAGUUUGCCAAAAGAAAGAUGGAGUCUUGCAUAGUGUUGAAGAUGGUGAUGGUUGUUUCAAGGUGUGCAGAGACUGUGGGAAUAGAGCAAAGAAGGAGUGUGGAUAUAGUAGGUGUAGGACUUGUUGUAAGAGUAGAGGAUAUGAUUGUGCUACUCACGUGAGGAGCACGUGGGUGCCUGCUGCUAGGAGAAAGGACCGGAAGGUGGUGGUGCUUGGUGAUGAUGAUGGUGGUGGUGGUGGUGGAGGGUCUUCAGGGUCCUCUUCUUGCGGUGGUAAAAGGCCAAGAGUUUUGAAUUCUACAUCAAAUGGUACUUCUAGUUCUAAUGCUGCUUCCAAGUCUUUGAAUUUUGAAGCCGGCACUUCUCAACAGGAUUCAAGAUUCAAAGAAUCAUUACCAGGUCAGGUUCGAGCACCGGCAGUGUUCAGGUGCAUUCAAGUGACAGCCAUUAGUGAUGGUGAAGCAGAGAUUGCUUAUCAGGCUACUGUGAAUAUCAGCGGCCAUGUCUUUAAGGGUUUCCUCUAUGAUCAAGGAGUUGAUGUGAAGAAUGCAUUUCCUUGCAUUUCGAAAGUGCUUUUCGAAAGCAGCAGCAGUGGAAGGGAUAGGGAUUCUUCUUCUCCCAAUGUUGAUCCACCAAACACCUUUGCAGCCUCUGGUGACUGAGGACUAUCAGUUUAAGGUGAUGAACGGGAUUCAACGGUGCCAAUUUUGGUGGAAUGUACAGAUACUCGACUAUGUACAAAGUAUAUGCUUUCCUUUUUUUAACCACUUGAAGAAGUGGGAUGUCAUUUUCUGUUCUAUGGAACCUUGCAGUCAUGGCAGGUACUCCAUCAACUUUUGAUAGUUACAAGCACUGCUAAGUGCUUUUUGCUGUUCUUGAAGCUGGGUUCAGUUGCCUUCAAGCCUUCAGCAACCAAGAGUGUUGGUAUAAAGACUAAAGCUGUCAAUCUACAUAGAACAUUAUACUGAAAGUUCAUUUUCUUUGAUUUUGUAAUGUUAAUUUGAAUGAAAUAUUAGUGUAAGGAUCUUAAGGCAUUGGAAGGUUAAAUUCAAUGUUGUACUUAAUGAGAACAUUUUAAAUAGGUGUAUGUUCUAUGCUUGUUUCUAGCCUGUA
Messenger RNA from Theobroma cacao (cacao), 1636 nucleotides. RefSeq names its product protein SHI RELATED SEQUENCE 6. The record is from RefSeq and is a predicted model, not a curated record. Lineage: Eukaryota; Viridiplantae; Streptophyta; Magnoliopsida; Malvales; Malvaceae. Gene Ontology annotation, cellular component: nucleus. Gene Ontology annotation, biological process: positive regulation of DNA-templated transcription. Gene Ontology annotation, molecular function: DNA-binding transcription factor activity; DNA binding.